AUGUGCAUCGAGGCUCUAUCCUUCAUGGCUUGCAUGGAGAUUCUUGACCCAGAAAGGUGUGAGAGAGUGAAUGAGAUUGCGGAGGUGGAUGUCUGGAUCAAUGAUCUCGUGGCUCUGCCAUUCGAGUUCUUCAAGAGAAUCAUAGGGUCACUGAGGAGACAAGGGAUGAAAGAAAAGUACGUCACUCCAAUUAUUGUGUUGUAUGCAAGCAAUUGGAUUUUGUUCUCUAAGAGAAGUGCAGAAAUCGACAGCAAUUCAGCCUCGAUGUUGCAAAGCAUUCUUGAUCUACUGGCCCUGAGAGGAAGGGGUAGCAGAGCAGUGCCUAUGGGAUUCUAUUUCACUUUGCUCUCCAAAUCAAUUGAACUCGGUCUGGGGAAUGACAACAAGGCAAAACUGCAAGAUCAGAGAGCUACUCUGCUGCAAUUCGCUCAAGUGGAGGGGUAUCUUUACCCCGAGAAAAGAUCAUCUGAUUCAUCAUCAAUCUCUUCCAGCGAGGAAGUGAUCGUCAUGGAGGAAAUAUUUUAUGGAUAUGUGAUGUCUUCGGCGAGCCAUACUCCUUCGACAAGCGGUUCACUUGUUGCAGAGCUAUGGAAUUAUUAUCUAUCUCACAUCGUCUCUGAUCCAAAAAUGGAACCAAAAAGAUUCACUGAGUUGUUAGAGACAACACCUAUUUCUUGGAGACAAAGCCACGAUCAACUCUACCGAGCUAUCAACAGUUUCCAUCAAGCGCACCAAGAUUUAAACCACGACGAAAAGGCAGCAGUCUGCAAGUACCUCAACUGUCAGAAGCUCUCUCAAGAGGCGUGUGUGGAAGCAGUUCAAAACGAUAUGCUACCUCUGAGAUUGAUCGUCGAGAUUCUCUUCAUUCAGUAG
Messenger RNA from Linum tenue, 873 nucleotides. The record is from the annotation of a GenBank genome assembly. NCBI's taxonomy places the organism in Eukaryota, Viridiplantae, Streptophyta, Magnoliopsida, Malpighiales, Linaceae.